This is a messenger RNA of Xyrichtys novacula (pearly razorfish), 9355 nucleotides long. NCBI's taxonomy places the organism in Eukaryota, Metazoa, Chordata, Actinopteri, Labriformes, Labridae. The record is from the annotation of a GenBank genome assembly.
AUGGGGGAUCCCUACCAGUACCAGUACCAGUACCAGUAUCCAGUUUUCUUCGACUGCCUCAGUUUGGACACAGAGCAGAAGAAAAGGAUAGAAACGUACUUUCAAACCUGCCAACAGUCAGGAGGAGGAGACUGCAGCUCCCUCAAAAACAUUAAAGAUAACACUUACAGGAUUGAUUUCAAAGAUCGAGAUGGUAAGUCAAGUUUUAAAGUGAUUAACUUUGUUUUUAUUUUUUGUUUUUGAAUAGAUUCUGCCGUAAGUUGGUGAAGGUGAAAGUGAAAGUAAAGCUGCCAAAGGAAACAUUCUUAUACGACUGAAUACAAAUACAAAAAAAACCCAAACCUUUUACAGUAUUAAAACAUGAUUAAUGGAUUUAAACAAUUUUAGGUAAACAUUUUCGUUUUCUUAAGUUGAAGCAGUGUUAUGGUGUGUUUGACCCUAAAUUAAUUUUACACUGGAAUAUCCCUUUAAAGAGAGUGUGUGUGUGUGUGUGUGUGUGUGUGUGUGUGUGUGUGUGUGUGUGUGUGUGUGUGUGUGAGAGAGAGAAAGAGAGAGAGGGAGGGAGGGAGGAAGUGGGGGGAUGAGUGAAGGGGGGGGGUAAAGAGGAAGAGAAGCAGAGAGACAGAGGAAGUAGGAGGGAUGGAGGGGGGGCGAGGGGAGGACAGAGAGAUGGGGGACAGCAGCAAAAAACAACAACAGCUCAUACAGAGUUCUGGUUGCAGAGCAAACAAUGAUGGAAGAAUACGAAUUCAGUUUACAGGAUAUAACUGUAUCUGUAUGUUAAACAAAAACAUAUAACUGUGUUGUGACAACGGAAAGUUACGUAAGAUUUGCACGCACAAAGAAGGGAAUUCAGAAUUUAGUAACUGAUGCAAACAUUACCACUGUAAUAUCCACAUAAGCAGGUGAAAUGAAAAACUGAAAGACUAUCUAAAUGACAGUUUUAAUAUACUGAAAACUUUUUUGUUAAAGCACAACAGAGAAUCCUGCAGAAAUCUAAGCAUGUGUUGGAUUUUGGUGGUGGUCCUGUGGUGCUGACUGUGCGAGAACGCCCGAUACAUCAAGGAAAGCCACUUAACCCAGUACUGGAUUUUUCCUUUUCACAGGUUAGUGUGGAAGGUUCUUGAUUUUGUUCUCACUUUACAGUCUUUGGGUUUUCACUCAGUAAGUUUGUAUUAAUUUGGGGCUUUUAUGCCUUUAUUGCAUGAGGAGAAUAGUAUAAAGUUUGAAUGGUUGAAAUAGCACAAAAUGGGACGGAGAAGAAGCGUGUCAAAAAAAGGUACGGAAGAAUAAUAAGAAUAGAGAAGAAAAAAAACAGGAGAAUAACAAUAAGUGAGCUUAAUUAGCUCUUGCAUAUUUAUUUUUUUUCCUGGUUUUGUAAUUUUGUUGUACUUUCUCUGGUGUUUCUUACCCCUGUGAAUAUGUAAGCAUGGGUUAAUCUGUGCUGAAUUUAUCCGGCAUUUGUCUGGAAAAAUUUAAACUCUUGCAAUCAGCUGCGGAGUCCAGUGAUCUGCAGCGGAAUGGAAAGAAGCCUUUGGAAAUUGACACAUUAACUUGAAUAACUAGCUGGGAGACAGCCUUUUCUGUUCCGAAUGCGGUGGAAAUUGGGGGUAGGAUUGAAGAGUCCAGUUUUUUAAAUUGGGUUGUUUCUUUGUCCCAACAGGGUCCCGAAUCAGCCCAGGAACAUGUGCAACUCAGAGGAUUCAGUGUCAACACAAGUCAAGGUCUACAAUGAUGAAUGUUUUUUUUUUUCAUUUCCAUUUUGAGCAAAAGCUUAAACUGUUUUGUCAUUAAUCUUAAAGCCUGCAAAAAUUAAUUAAAGGGUCACAUGGGUAAACAAAUAUGAUGGGGCUUCAAAACACACUUUGCACGCAUAGGGUUGGCUAACCGGGCUAUCCGUAUAUUAAACAGAAAUAUGGCAUUUAUAUCUAUGUUGAGUUUUAGAACAGUCUACCAUCAUAACAAUUGAGACAGAACUACUGUAGUCAAAAAAAGUUAUCAGUGUUUGCCUUCAAUAAGUUACUUUUGCCGAAUGACUCUGAAAGCUCCCAGUCCUUUAACUUGAACACAUGGAAUGCUAAAGCUUGAGGCAGGAAGGACACACCUCCCCUCUGUUUUUUGUACAUGCCUUGGAAACUAGACAGGGGGAGCAGCAGCAAAGAUGUCUGGUUGACAGAAACAUCAAGGCAGAGAGAGAAGCAGCAAAGAUUCCUGUCUUACAGAACAGAGCAGGCAUUAGACACAAACUGACGUGGACACAAAGCUUUGAGACUGAAUGUUAAAUCACAAUGAACUACGGAGAUUUAAUUAAAAUAUUCAUAAACCCUUGGUUCUUUUUUUUUUAUUGGCUUGGCUUUAGCUUCCUUUUACCCCCAUGUCGCCAUAACCAAUGAUGGGGUCACAGCCGUGCUGGGUGGGGUCAAGCUUCAGAUUGUCAAUGACAACAUAAUUCAUGAGACCACUGAUGUCAUUGUCAACACUACGAACUUCUCGAAGAACCAAUUUGGUAGGGUUCAUGAAUUUUAUCUGUUUUUCUGAAUUGAUUUUAAAUCUUAACAUUCCAGUAGUGUCAGAUUGGAGAUAAUUAUAAACUGUUUUAACCCAGAGUAGGUCUGACUGUAAUUUCAUUUUCACAAACUCUGUAGGUGUAUCCAAAGCUAUUCUGACUGCUGCGGGACCCACUGUUGAAGCAGAGUUUGCUCAAGGUAACCAGUUAUAAUUCCAUUUUCUUAAUUUUCUGGAAAUUUGGUAUGACAUCUGUGGGAAAUUUUGAUUUAGUCUUUUUCAUUUCUAUGUCAAGAGUUUUGUGUUUGCUUUUUUUCAGUGGGUGUUCCAUCUGACCGUUAUCACACCACAGGACCGGGACUGCUAGAUUGUAAAGAAAUCAUUCAUGCUAGUUUUCGGUGUGACCAGCAAAUAAUUCGGACGACCUGCAUAAGGAUACUGACGCAGUGUGAGAGCAAAGGCUACUGCUCAGCAGCAUUUCCAGCAAUCAAUACUGGUUUGUACUUCUUUUACUGAUAUAUGGAUGAAGGCUGAAUGUCAAUAAAUACAUUUGAAAAAAAAUAACUCAACAUAUUGAGCACGAAAUCAAAAUGAAUUAGAGUUUAGUCAUUGGCUACCACCUGUUUGCUUUUAAUAGUUAAGCCUUAAGUCUCAAUUUUAUUACAAAAAUUAACAUUUCAGUAUAGACCUAAACAAACCAGACAAAACUCCUCACUGAAGCUUAGAUGUCAGCAGAAUCGAAGAACAACAACCUGAUGUCUCUAUGUCCUUCCAGGUGCCGCUAAGAUGGACUCUGUAAAAGCUUGUAAAGCCAUGCUGGACGGCAUGACUGCAGCUAUAACAGACUUGAAACCAAAGUCUCUCUCACUUAUCCGCAUAGUCAUCCUGGACCAAGCUGUCUAUCAGGCUUUCAGGUCAGAGACAGACUCUUUUUUAUUAGAAAACAGUUAAAGCAGAGAUGUUGUUUAUACACUGAUCUCACUGCCUGUCUCUGUCAUGUAUUAUGUUUUACAGAUCAGAAGUGGAGAAACAAUAUGGAGGGACAGCUACUCCCCACCUCACUCUGAGGGGUUUGUAUAAAUAUGGUCUUUUUUCAAAGUUGUUAUGAUAGUGAUACUGAGCUGGUGGCCAUGUGAAUUAGAAUCCAGACAGGGUGAGAAGGACCCUGGUACUAAGUGGGGGCAUCAGCUGUCCAUUACCUCUGGACUUUACAGUUAACACAUCUUAAUGCAUAAAAAGGGCAACCACUGCAACUUUGUUGCAAUCAGGUUCAAGCUAGUUUGUGGUGAUUGGCAACUGCUGCUGUUGCAUGGAUUGCAGUACAGGACCUUGUCCCACUUUUACGUAUCAGAAAUGAUUGAGGUUCAGUAGUUCUAAGGGCCGCUCUCACACAUGUGCCUUGUAACUGUCGUUAUUUCUUCAAGCUCAAGAGCAGCCAGAGUUGACCCUGACUCUCUUUCCCCGAACUCCACCUCUGGAAUCCCAAGGUGUUCCCAAACCAGACGGAAUUUGUAGUGCCCAGUUUGUGUUUGGCUAAGACAAGAAGGUGUGCCUUACCAUUUUGUCAUUAAUCUUAAAGCCUGAAAAAAGGAAUUUAAGGUCACAUGGGUAAAGAAAUAAGAUGGGGCUUCUAAACACACUUGGCACUCAUAGGGUUGGCUAACAGAGCUAUCUGUAUAUUAAUUCAUUCAGUGCCAAUGAUGGAUUUGGACAGAUUUUCUUCUUUGCCCUGAGUGCCAUUGACAGAUUUUGGCAAAUUCUCAGUUUUUUGUUUUCCACCACAGGGCGCUCCUCCCCAACACGGGACUAAGUUUGGGGUAGUUCUAAACAGAGAAAAGUCCACAAAUAUGUCAUAAAAGUUACAUUAACCAAAACAAGUACUCGCCAGUGAAAAGUGUGCCAUCAAGUGUGCCCAUUAGCCUAGUUGUGGAGUGUUUUUUUGUCUGUGAGGAGAGUAGGAAAAUGCUGAAGUCAUUAGCCAAGAGCUAACGGUCUUGGUGCAUUGGUGGGUGCGGUACUACCAUCUCUGGAUCCAGUGGAGGUCCCGGUACUGGACCUUCACAUCAUCAGCAGACAAUCAAAGAAACAAUUUUCCCUGCAUGUCAUUGUGCCGCCGGUGCUGGCACUGGUGAGCAAGACUGAGCCGGAAUUCAGUGACAGUCCUGGCAAGAAGGACACGAGUAGUCGUGGCGUCAGAUUCUCAAGAGCCAAUAGGACUCCCAGCCGUCAUAAAGUGACCCAUCACAAUCGGAUCUUGAGAGUGAUGAAGAGCAGUUUCAGAGGAGGGAGGACCUUGACACCACUGGUAAAGUAGUUUGAAGUGAAAUGAAAUAGACAAUCAGAGUUCUGCUUGAAAGUCUCUCCUUUGUAAAAAUGUGUUUUUCCCAGGUUUGUUUUUCCGGAUCGGCAAAGAUGAUAUGAUCACGCUGCAUUGAGCAGGCAAUAACUAUACACAGGAGUGGGUUAGAGACUUACCUUUUUCUGGUAAAAGAAGAGAAUCACCCCUUUCUUUUGAGAUAUUGCACUUAAUUCGAGCCCAAGCACAAGAUAUUCUAUGGCUCCUAAAAGAUACGGAUAUUUCUAUUGCGGUCAAUGGUGGCACUGGGUGAAAAUUGCAUAAACGAACGUGGCACUGAAUGAGUUAAACAGCAACAUGGCAUUCAUCUCCAUGUUGAGUUUUAGAACAGUCUACCAUAAAAACAAUUGAGACAGAACUACUGAAGUCCAAAAAAAGUUAUCAGUGUUUGCCUUCGAAAAGUUAUUUUUGCCGUUUGGCUCUGAAAGCUCCCUGUCCUUUAACUUGAACACAUGAAAUGCUAAAGCUUGAGGCAGGAAGGAUACACCUCCCCUCUGUUUUAUGUACUUGCUUUGGAAACUAGACAGGGGGAGCAGCAGCAAAGAUUCCUGGCUUACAGAACAGAGCAGGCAUCAGUCAAUUACAUAUGACUCUGAUAAAAUUAGACACAAACUGACCCGGACACAAAGCUUUGAGACUGUAAAAUCACUGUGAGAAUGUUAAAUCACAAUGAACAAAGGACAUUUAAUUAAAAUAAUAAUAAACCCUUUGUUCUUUUUUUAUUGGUUUGGUUUUAGCUUCCUUUUACCGCCGUGUCUCCAACACCAAUGAUGGGGUCACAGCCAUGCUGGGUGAAGUCAAGCUUCAGAUUGUGAAUGACAACAUAAUUCAUGAGACCACUGAUGUCAUUGUCAACACUACGAACUUCUCAAGCAACCAACUUGGUAGGGUUGAUGGAAUUUUCUCAGAUUUCUAAAUUGAUUUUAAAUCUUAACAUUCCAAUAGCAUCUGAGAUUGGAGAUAGUUAUAAUGUAUUAACCUAGAUUAGGUCUGACUGUAAUUUCAUGUUCACAAACUCUAUAGGUGUGUCCAAAGCCAUUCUAACUGCUGCAGGACCCACUGUUGAAGCAGAGUUUGCUAAAGGUAACCAGUAAUGACGACAUUCUAUGAAUUUUUCUGGAAAUUUGGUACAACAUCUGAGGGAAAGUCUUUUUCACUUCUACAUCAAGAGUUUUGUGUUUGCUUUUUUCCAGUGGGUGUUCCAUCUGACCGUUAUCACACCACAGGACCAGGACUGCUAGGUUGUAAAGAAAUCAUUCAUGCUAGUUUUCGGUGUAUGCACCAAAUAAUUCGGAUGACCUGCAUAAAGAUACUGACGCAGUGUGAGAGCAAAGGCUACUGCUCAGCAGCAUUUCCAGCAAUCAAUACUGGUUUGUACUGCUUGUCCUGACAUAUGAAUGAAUGUUGAAUAUCAAUAAAUACUUUUGAAAAAAAAAUAACUCAACAUAUUGAGCACGAAAUCAAAAUGAAUUAGAGUUUAGUCAUUGGCUACCACCUGUUUGCUUUUAAUAGUUAAGCCUUAAGUCUCAAUUUUAUUAACGAAAUUAACAUUUCAUUAUAGACCUAAUCAAACCAGACAAACUCCUCACUGAAGUUUAGGUGUCAGCAGAGUUGAAGAACAACAACCUGAUGUCUCUAUGUCCUUCCAGGUGCCGCUAAGAUGGACUCUGUAAAAGCUUGUAAAGCCAUGCUGGACGGCAUGACUGCAGCUAUAACAGACUUGAAACCAAAGUUUCUCUCACUUAUCCGCAUAGUCAUCCUGGACCAAGCUGUCUAUCAGGCUUUCAGGUCAGAGACAGACUCUUUUUUAUUAGAAAACAGUUAAAGCAGAGAUGUUGUUUAUACACUGAUCUCACUGCCUGUCUCUGUCAUGUAUUAUGUUUUACAGAUCAGAAGUGGAGAAACAAUAUGGAGGGACAGCUACUCCCCACCUCACUCUGAGGGGUUUGUUUAAAUAUGGUCUUUUUUCAAAGUUGUUAUGAUAGUGAUACUGAGCUGGUGGCCAUGUGAAUUAGAAUCCAGACAGGGUGAGAAGGACCCUGGUACUAAGUGGGGGCAUCAGCUCUUCAUUACCUCUGGACUUUACAGCUAACACAUCUUAAUGCAUAAAGAGGGCAACCACCACAACUCUGUUGCAAUCAGGUUCAAGCUAGUUUGUGGUGAUUGACAACUGCUGCUGUUGCCUGGAUUGCAGGACAGGAUCUUGUCCCACUUUUCCAUAUCAGAAAUCAUUGAGGUUCAAUAGUUCUUGGGGCUGCUCUCACAUUUUUGGUAAUUGUCAUUAUUUCUUCAAGCUCAAGAGCAGCCAGAGUUGACCCUGAUUCUCUUUCCCAAACUCCACAACUGGAAUCCCAAGGUGUUCCCAAAUUAUUUGGGAUAUACAGAACCUUCAGUGAGCUCUGGGCCUACCCUUGGGUCUCUUCCCAAUUGGACAUGCCUGGAACAACUCCAAAGGGAGAUGUCCUUGAGACAGACUUCAGAUGUUUCUAUGAUGAUGAUACUCUUCCUCAAUAAACCCAUGAUUAGUGGUGCAUAAAGGCCUAAAAAGGCAUUUCCAUCAAAUGGGUUGCUAUUUUUAAUUUGGUUCUCAUUUGCAAAACAAAUCUGUUUUCAAGUUAAUUUACUGAUAGAGUAUGGUGCAGGUCAACUAUUUUUGGCAAGUGCCAAUGCGAUCUGGCGCUUUUUAAACAAAGAUUGAUUGACAUAACAUGAUUCAAAGACAGAAAAUUCAUUGCUCAGAUAAGUUGGAUGAUUAUCAGUGUUAGCGGAGAGCUCAAAGAAUCGAUGCAAUAAUACUUCCUCUUGUGUUUUUUACUUCAUGACAACUUCCUGCCAGACGGGGCUCACUCGCACAAUGAAGUGUCAGUAGAUGUUACAGCACCAGAGGGCAUGAAGGUAACAGUAAACCUGAGGGUGAGAGAGGCCACAAACUGGAUGGCAGGCGCAACUCACAAAGGGAAAAGAAACAUGAUUGGAACAAGUAGGUCACAAUUUCAGACAUAGUGUAACAUUUUUACUGAACAUUUGGCAUUAGUGUAAGAACUGUUGAAAUUCUUGAAACGCUGUAACCUGACCCUUAAUUCUUGUGACUCCUUCUUCAGCCUUAGUGUUGCCGGCACACUGGGAGCCUAUGGAGGGGGAAACUUUUAAAAAGAUUGAGCUGCAGCCUUCCUCACCAGAAUACCAGGGGGUGGCCCAGGGUUUUCUCAGAACAGCUAAAUACAACAUCUGUAAGGUAAAUAUGCAGCCCAAAGAACACAGACUCUUGUAUGUGUAUGGACUUUGCAUACAAAAGUACUUGAUCAUUUUCUCUCCUUUCUCAGAUUGAACGUGUGCAAAAUGCCUACCUGUGGCACGCAUAUACUGUGUGUAGGGAGCGUAUUCUUACCAAGAAUGGUCCUGCUGAGCUUGGGGAGAUGUCUCUUUACCACGGCACAUCUGCAGGGUCGUGCGACUGCAUUGAAAAGAACAAAUUUGACAGGGCCUACGCAGGACAACAUGGUGAGGAGGGGGCGAGGUGUGAGAAGGAUAUAAUGCAAGUGUAAAUGUGACAUUAGUAGCCAGAGGCAAGGAAGUGUUGUUGGCCAAGUCAUCUGUGAUGGCGACUCACUGGAUACUUUCAAAAGUUACUCAAUGGAAUCACAUCUCCUAAAGAGUACCCUAAGUCAGGGGUAUUCUUUAGGAGAUUCUUUAGCUAAGUUGAGCCAACAACUCCUUGGGAAGACCCCAGGAAGUCUAACUUCAUGAGACGCCUGACUGAAGCCUCGUUUCCACCAAAAAUACCUGGAACUUUUAGUCACAGGGGCUCCUUUUCCAGAGGUUAAAAUAUUCAAUUUUUUCACCAAGGUCUGCAGACAUGAGGAUAACUGGCAAAGGCCCCUCUGGUCUCUGAUACAAAGUUCAGGGAACUGAUCUGAUCUGUGGUGGUGACUCACUGGAUACUUUCUAAAGUUACUCAGUGGAAUCACACCUCCUAAAGAGUACCCUAAGUCCUUGUGCUUUCAGAAAGUACAACGCCCCCAACAGGAACCUUUUUAGGGAGUAUUAUCAAGUUACUUGGAUGUUAAGUUCCUGGUCCCCCAGAAAAGGUCAAACAUUCCUGGGUACCUCUUAAAGUUCCUAGUUACUGUGGAAACUUCCUUUAGAGGAAAUACACUGGUAAGUGGUCUAGACACAUGCAAGAUUACAUGUUUUUUUUUAUUCUUUACAGCUGCUUUAUUUGGAAAGGGCGUUUACUUCGCAGUCAACGCAGACUAUUCGGCUGGUAGAUAUUCACCCUUGGAUGCAUCAGGACUGAAACGGUUGUAUGUCACUCGUGUCCUGACAGGCCGUUACACAGUUGGUAAUUCCCAACUGAAAGCUGCCCCACCUCGAGGCUCAGACCCCACCGACUGCUACGACAGUGUGGUGGACAACCGCCAGCUGCCCAACAUGUAUGUGAUCUUCCACGAUGACCAGGCCUACCCAGAGUACCUGAUCACCUUCAAACAAUAA